CAUUUUCUCACAUAUACUUCACACAAAAGAAACAUCCAUUCACUUCAUAACUUGUCAUUUCUUCCCCCUCUCUCUCUCUCUCUCAUCUCAAUGUGAAAUCUCUCUGCAACUACCCCCACACAAAUUGAUCAAAACCCAUCUACUAAAAAUACCCAGAAAUCCCUCCAACACCUGAAAAUCCCUAACCCUAAUCAGAUCACCAAGGAAGCUAGCUGACUAGCUCACACAAUACAUAUAUACAAACACACACUGUUAUUUCCCAGCACAAGGAAGAAGAAAGUGCUCAUAGACAUACAGGAGGGAAUCAUAAACAAGCUACACACACACACACACACACACACACACACACACACACACACACACACACACAUAUCUACAUAGGGCUUGGGAGAAGGAAAUUUAGAGAAGGAGGUGGGGAGAUCAAUUAUUGAUGGAGCUGUUCCCUGCACAACCAGACUUAUCUCUACAAAUUAGCCCUCCAAACAGCAAACCCUUGUCCUCCUCCUCAUCAACUAGUUGGAGGAGAAGCAGUCAUCAUAGUCAUCAGGAGGAGAUGGAUUUGGGGUUUUGGAAGAGAGCCUUGAAAUCCCGAAACUCCACCUUCGAUGAGCUUUUGAACACCAAUCAUCGUCCCCACCACUGCAGUAAUAUUAAAACCAGUACUAGCUGUAAUGGUGGUAAUGGCAAUCUUUUCCAUCCCUUUCAGUUUCAGCAAAGCCAUUACUUUCCACAAGUUCCCCAAGCAGAUGUGCAACAACAAUUACAGCAAUCGGAAGAGCUGCUUGGGUGUUUGAGACCCAUUAGAGGAAUUCCACUCUAUCAAAACCCUCAUCCUCCUCCUCCUCCUAAUAAUUUCUUCCCAUUUUCUUCUUCACAAAAGCCGGUUAAUUUCGAUAAUAAUUCCGCAACCUCUACCUCUACAAUUUCUAGUUCAACCCCACUAUUUCAAGCAGCUGCUUAUCAUCAUCAUCGUCAAGGUCAUCAUGGUGGUCUUCUAAGAUCCCAAAUUUUCUCUCGGUUUCCGGCCAAACGAAGCAUGAGAGCCCCUCGGAUGCGUUGGACUACUACUCUUCAUUCCCGCUUUGUUCAUGCAGUUGAGCUUUUGGGUGGCCAUGAAAGGGCAACACCAAAGUCAGUUCUUGAGCUAAUGGAUGUCAAAGAUCUCACCUUGGCACAUGUUAAAUCUCACUUACAGAUGUACCGGACGGUGAAAACCACUGAUAAAGCAGCGGCCUCUUCAGGACAAAGUGAUGUAUAUGAAAAUGCUUCAUCUGGGGACACCACUGAAGACAUAAUGUAUGAACUUCAGAACCCAAGAAGGUCUUGUGAGCAGCUACCAUCACCUCAGCAGGGUUCAAGAUCGACUACUGUUCAAAAUAAUAAGGAGUACUACGGCCUCUGGAGCAAUUCUUCAAGCAGAGAAGCUUGGUUGCAUGCAAACCCAAAUGAUUCUGCAUCUGCAAAUAUUAUAACGUCUCUCGAUGAUCAGGAGAGGGAGGACCUGAACAUGAUGGAUCCGAAAGGAUUAAGCUAUGAGAGAAUAUCAGAUGUAAGCAGCUCCUCAACAAACAUUUCAGCAGGAGGGACAAGCUUAAGCCCCAGGAAGCCCAAUUUGGAGUUCACUUUGGGCAGGUCACAUUGAAAUUGAAUAGGGAAAUAAUUAAAUCAAAUUAAACCUAAUUCAAUUUCCAUGUUUUUAAAAUCAUAUAUAUGUGUGUGUUAUGUCUCUGAUGUCUGGAUGAAUGGGGGCUGCCAUGGGAGAGAUGAGAAUCAGGUACCGCGCUCAUGAAAUCAGAGGGACAAAGAAAAAAAAGAAAAAGAAGAGUAAAGGCAGAGCUAAAGAAAGACAAGGAGACAAGAAAGACACAAAAGAAAGCAACAAAAAAAGCAUGUCCCUCCUUCCUAUCAAUCUCCAAGAUUCUGAUCAAAUAUAUUAUUCCUACUUAUAUAUAUCAACGGAAAGCCAAUUUGGUUUCUCAA
Molecule: messenger RNA, 1980 nt
Organism: Malus domestica (apple)
Lineage: Eukaryota; Viridiplantae; Streptophyta; Magnoliopsida; Rosales; Rosaceae
Product: probable transcription factor KAN2
Biological process (GO): regulation of DNA-templated transcription; abaxial cell fate specification
Cellular component (GO): nucleus
Molecular function (GO): transcription cis-regulatory region binding
Source: RefSeq, a predicted model, not a curated record